CUCGCCGGGUAACGCCCAUGUUGUGCCCCCGUUCUCCGGUCACUCACGAAUAAUAAAUCGAGCAGCCAAGAAACCAUCGGCCGAAGGCCACCCCAAUCGCACGCCCGUGAAAUCUACGAGAGAAUCCUUCCGAUUCCCUGACCUCCCCGUCGAUCGCGCUCCUAGGAGGCCGAAGAACUGCGCGGCGAGGAAUCGGCUCCCCGCUCGCCUCCGGAGAGGCCCCCCAGAUUUGCAUGUCCGGAGCUCGCCUGAGUCGGAAUGCCCUGGUGCCCCGGAUUCGGGCCGCGGGUGCGCUCCUUCCUGCGUGACUACGACGCGCUCCAGUCCCUCGCCCUCGCCCUCAUCUACCUCCAGAUUGGGUGUGCGCUGAUUGGAUCGCUUGGGGCUCUGUUCAAUGGUGUUCUUGUGAUAAACCUUGUGAUAGGGCUAUUUGCUGUUGUUGCUAUUGAGAGUAGUAGCCAGAGACUUGGCCGGACAUAUGCUGUCCUUCUCUUCUUCGCUAUCGUCCUUGAUGUUGCAUGGUUUAUACUCUUCUCACAUGCUAUAUGGAAUACUACCCCUGAUGAGAAUUAUGGUGAACUUUUUGUAUUUUCACUCAGACUAGCAUUGUGGAUGCAAAUUAUAGGGUUUUCAGUGAGGUUUUUGUCUUCAUUCGUAUGGAUCCAGAUGUAUAGAUUAGGGGUCUCAUCAAGCACGCCAACAUAUUAUGAAGCAAAUGAUGCAAGAAACAGUUUCUUGAGCCCCAGAUCUAAUUCAGUUAGACGGAGUUCCAUGGCUGAUGAUAUAUUGGGUGGUUCAAUUUAUGAUCCAUCUUACUAUUCUUCUCUCUUCGAGGAUGUUCGAAACAGUGCAUGUAAUCAUCAGGGUGAUAAACAAAGUGGUAGUAACGAUAGUGGGUCAACAUCUGCUGGCCAAUCUCCUCGACUUAAAACUUUUGGUACUAGAUCUUUUCUGUCUAAUGAUGUGGAAGCUGGAUUAAGAAAACCGUUGAACUCAUGCACCGUGGAGACAAGUUGAAGAUGGAACUUCCUUUUGCCAAGAUGAGUACUCUUUGAAGCUCCCAAAACUGUCGCUCCUGUUAAAUGGCAGAGAGGUUUGUACAGUGCAAAAGUUCAUGUCUCGGACCAGUGGUUUCCCAUUAAAACGAGAUCAGGAAGAUGCUAUAAGACGACGGCUGCAUGUGUUGUUGUGCAUUCUUGAACUUCCACGAGAGUUUUGGUGCCAAUCAGGAGCCAUCAUAUUUGCUUCGAAAGUGAGCUCGAGUUGGAUGCCUGAUCCCACUGACCUUUCACGACGUGUGGUAUCUUGUGCUGCUCCGUAUGGUCCAUUUUUCUGACAUAUGUAUUGCAUGCUUCUCUUAGCUGUCGAGGAAAUGAGGCUGCCUAGUUCUCUUAGUCUAUGUUUCUUCUUCCCUAGCGUUUUGGUGGUUUGUUCAUAUCACUAUUUUGACAAUGCACGUCUUCAGAUUCAAAAGGAAAGAAAUGUAAAUUUCACUCUGGUCUCCAGCAAAUUGAAUUUGAAUUGGCGAUGGCCUGCAGCUGUUCUGGAACAGUGGAACGUCCAUUUGCAGUGGUACUGCAGUGCAUCGAUGUGCUGCGAACGGUGGAGGCAAAGGGGUGGCAAUGAUGAGAACAGGGUGGAACCGUGGAAGCUGAGUGUGCCCUCUGGAUUACCUCCCUAUGUAUAUUCUCCCUCCUGUCAUCUCGCUCAAAAAAUUUCUUUGGAAAAAAAAUUCAUGAAUGUUACAAUGCCAUAUGGUUACACUGGGAAAUUUUGGUGCUGAAAUA
Messenger RNA from Brachypodium distachyon (stiff brome), 1787 nucleotides. RefSeq lists its product as uncharacterized. The transcript is spliced from 5 exons. The coding region runs from base 259 to 1017 and encodes 252 amino acids. NCBI's taxonomy places the organism in Eukaryota, Viridiplantae, Streptophyta, Magnoliopsida, Poales, Poaceae. The record is from RefSeq and is a predicted model, not a curated record.